UGGCUUCGUGGGAGAAAGGCGGGGUAAAAGAGAGGGACCUUCCUGUUUCUGCUACUUCCCAAAUGUAGGCAGCUUGUUUAGAACGGAUGUCCUGCACCCCACCAGUGGAGUAUGUGGGUGUCUGGGCUUGCCUGUCUUUUCCAUCUGCUGGCUGCUGCCCUGAGCAGGCUACAGGUCCUGCCCGUGCGGCCCCACCACCUGCCUACAGGUGUACGAUAACCCAGUGAUUUUUCUAUAAAGUCUAAAGUUCCAGAACAGGUCCCUUGAUAAGGUGCCGCACAGACCUGUGGUGGGGGAAUGAGGUUUAUCAAGAAGGAGUUUUUGGUUCCAGCCCUGGGCGGCCACUCAAGGUGGCCGAUACCACAGGUGAAGUCCAGCGAGGGGAGAGCAACCAGCCUGCCAGGAGGUGCCAGGAGCCUGAGCCUCUCAGACCGGGCCAGUCAGGGCAUUGGGUCAACUGCAGCUCUUAGGAUCCACAGGCCUCUGACUCAAGGGAUUUGGUCUUGCUCUUGCACAGCUGCCCUUGGCAGAAGUAAUACAGGGAGCGCAGAGACAAAGGGCACUCAGUAAGGGCGGGGCAGGAAGAAGAAAAGUCCAGGGGUUACAGCGAUGUCCCCCACCUUCCUCUCACCACUUCUUCUUACUUAGGCACAGCAUGUUGACUGGAAGAGGUCCCGAGACCACUAGUUCCCUGUUUUAUAACAUGGGAACACCAGAGCUAAAGGUGAGGGAGGUAUCUGCCUAAGGGAACACCGCAGGUACAACUUGGGUCUCCAACUCUCCAUCUCCCUCCUCAGAAGAGGACACUGCCAUUUCAGGCCAGCCUCCUGCAGUAGGUCUACUGUGAGCCAGGAGACAUCAUGGGGAAAGUCCCGGAUAUCGUCAUGCGUGACAGCAUCUAAUUAAUCAUCAACCCUGUAACGUGAUCUCCAGCCUAUAAAAGGGGAACCUUCAGAGUCUUGUAAACCUGACCACUGGCCUUCACAGACAUCUCCAGACACAAGGACUUGUCUCUCAGGAGGAGCCCAAGCGAAUGGGUGCCCGCCUCAGCCCUGAGGCCAACGCUGAGGUGCCCCGCGAGGCCCUUAGUUUCCACGGGGAUGCCACCGGCGCACAGGUGCAUCUGGAUGACCUACGGAGCACAGCGCAUAGGCGCUCUACGUUCCACGAUGGCAUCGUGUUCAGCCAGCGGCCAGUGUGGCCCGGUGAGCGUGUUGCGCUGCGCGUGCUGCGACAAGAGACAGGCUGGUGCGGUGGCCUCCGCGUGGGCUUCACACGCCUCGACCCUGCACACGUGGCUGCGUCCUGCUUGCCGCCCUUUGUGUGCCCGGAUCUAGAAGAACAGAGUCCCACGUGGGCAGCGCUGCUUCCAGAGGGCUUUGUUCGUGCGGGGAAUGUGGUCUGCUUCUGGGUGAACCGGAGAGGCUGGCUCUACGCCAAGGUCAACGCUGGCCGCCCCCUCGUGCUGCGCAAAGACGUACUGGUCCAGGGCGCCCCGCUCUGGGCGGUGAUGGAUGUGUACGGGACCACGAAAGCCAUUGAGUUGCUGGAUCCCAAAGCCAACGCCUGGAUCACCAGCGGGGAGGCUGUGCCGGAGUCUGAAGUUGCAUCAGGAGAGGAGUGUGUCAUCUGCUUCCACAACACCGCCAACACCCGCCUUAUGCCCUGUGGCCACGCACACUUCUGCAGCGCCUGUGCCUGGCACAUCUUCAAAGACACGGCUAGGUGCCCCAUGUGCCGCUGGCAGAUUGAGGAGGUGGCUGUGGAGUCUUCACUGAAGACUGGAGAAGGCUCCUGAAGAGAGAGCAUCCUCGAGUGGGUGGUAGAUGGGGCUUGGUUCUGAGACAGGCCCCUGCGAAAGGAAGAACCUCUGUCUGGACGUGGGUCAGCAAACGCAGUCUUAGGCCACCACGCCUGAUCUUGGAUCAGCAAGCAUUGUUACCCAUGAGGGAGACUCAGUGACUCUUUCCCCAGAUGGAAGUUUGGGAGAGGUUGAUGUGGCAAAGAGAAAUUUCUCCGGCCACUUUGGGACGUCCCCAGUGUAGCAGGGGCAGCCUGAGCCCUGAUGUUACAGCUGAGGACAUGAAGGGAUGGAACGGUCUGUGUCUGGUGGAAGUUCCAGAAGCGGGGACGUGUAUCAUGGUGAUUUCUCUGCUGGUUUGUGAGACAGCAAAAUAAAGUUUGUUUUUGUAUUGA
This is a messenger RNA of Myodes glareolus (Bank vole), 2196 nucleotides long. The record is from RefSeq and is a predicted model, not a curated record. NCBI's taxonomy places the organism in Eukaryota, Metazoa, Chordata, Mammalia, Rodentia, Cricetidae.